ACUACGCCCUUCCGAGCUGGCCUGUAUUGGCCGCUCCAGUGGGAGAAAAUGAAAUGUAGGGAAGCGCCGCAGCCGCGUUGCCUCCCGCACCCUCUCGUGUGCGGGGACAGGCAAGGACACACGGGUUGUAUCGGCGUUUUCUCUUCGUGAAAGCGUGGCUUGAGCGCUCUUGCUCAUCUUAUGCCACGUUCCUUCUUAAUUUUAGUGGUGUCAACUGCUGCUGACGUUCCACGACUCUCCUCUAUCGAGAGUCUCGUUUUAACCUACCUGGUUAAGCAGAGAAAGAAAAUCUGGGGUCCAGAGUCGUCUGGAGCCGAAGCAUCACAAUGCGGACGCUUUACUUCCUCUCCUGAUCUGGUGUUCUUCUUUGAAGGAAUUGUGGUGCUCGGAUUAAACAGAUCACGUGCCAAGAACGCACUUAAUAAAAAUAUUUUAAAAAUGAUGUCAAAAGCUGUGGAUGCUUUGAAAUCUGAUAAGAAUGUACGAACUGUUAUAUUCCGGAGUGAAGUCCCAGGGAUAUUCUGUGCUGGUGCUGACCUUAAAGAAAGAGCAAAAAUGCAUGCAAGUGAAGUUGGUUCUUUUGUCUCAAAAGCAAGAGCAACUAUUAAUGAAAUGGCUAAUCUGCCUGUACCUACUAUUGCUGCAAUAGAUGGAAUUGCUCUAGGUGGUGGACUAGAACUUGCAUUAGCCUGUGAUAUAAGAGUGGCAGCUUCUACUGCCAAAAUGGGCCUAGUUGAAACAAAGUUGGCAAUCAUUCCAGGUGCAGGAGGGACACAGAGAUUACCUCGCACAAUUGGAGUUUCUUUGGCAAAAGAACUUAUCUUCUCUGCACGUGUUGUAGAUGGUGACGAAGCAAAAUCAAUAGGAUUGAUUAGCCAUGUGGUAGAACAAAAUGAAGCAGGGGAUGCUGCAUACAGAAGAGCACUAGCUCUGGCAAGAGAAUUUUUACCUCAGGGACCAGUAGCAAUGAGAGUUGCAAAACUGGCUAUCAAUCAGGGAAUGGAGGUCGACUUAGUAACAGGCUUAGCAAUUGAAGAAGCUUGUUAUGCACAGACUAUUCCAACAAAAGAUAGAAUUGAAGGUCUUCUUGCUUUUAAGGAGAAGAGACCUCCUUGCUACAAGGGAGAAUGAAAGAAGCUGAUGCCUUUAAAAUACAGUGGGAUAAAAGUACUGCUAUAAAGACCAUUAGGUGCACUUUGCAUCCACACCUGGAAUAUCACAACCACCAAAGUAAAAGCUAAUCAUACUGCUGUUACAACAUUUUGAAUUUGUCCAUACUUGUUCUGGGCCCAUAUAGAAAUGUGUGUCAACUAUUACUUACAAUAGUUUCUGAAGGUUGAUCUCUGUAUUGGCAAGGUCACAGGUUCAAGCAGUGUUUUUUAAAUUUCAUAUGUGUGAAACAUAGCAUUCCACAUUGAAGAAGCUCUGUAAAUUCCUUAUGUAGCGAAGACCUAUAUGUGAUGUUAAAUAUAAACCUGUUGUUUAAUUUUAUCAAAAAGAAGUGACUACUGAACACCAAAACUAAGAAAUUGUACCAAAUAUCCAUUAAAAUUAUUCUGUAUAUCAGUAAAAAUUAUGUUUGAGUAUUCUACCUGAAUAUAUACAUUACUAAUAAAGCUAAGGGAAAUGUGAAGGAUUGUUGUUUGGAAAAUGUUAAGCUUUAUUUAUCUGACUUACACUAUUCUGAAUAAUAUAAAAUUAACCUUGGUACACAAUGGCAUCCUUGUGAUGAUGUCAUUACCAUUAUAUUAAUUAAAUUGUAUUAAAUAAAGACACUUUUGAGGCCAGCCUUUAAUUAUGCAUUCUUGUAUGUUAAACCUGGCUUUGACUUGCAUUCUUUCAACAUAUCAUUCGAUCAGCGCUGCUGCUGUGAAGGAACUUCGCUUCUCUUGCCUGAUUUUUUUUUUAAUUUUUGAUGAUUGUAUUAAAGAUUGUUAUGCAGGGAUGCAACUCAUUCACUGUUAAAGAAACUAGAAUUCUCUUAAUGUCCAGAAUAUUACUUUUGCAGGUCAUAAUAAUGUAUAUUUAUAUACAAUGGGGAUCAUAUUGAACUGUUCUUUAUUCUGUGGCGGCCUCAGGGUUCUUUUCGUACAUUGAAAGAGAAAUCUAGUAGGUUACAAAGUGAGAAAGCAGUUGUGAUUCGUACUAUAUAUUUGCUAUGGACGUGGCAUAUACAGCAAAUGCCUGGAAAUAACCUCUUAGAAUGUAUUUUUGUUAACUUGACUGGAAAAUAAACAUGGCUUAACAAUCAGAAACUGUCUUUUUAUAUGAAAACAAAUUUCUUCGUGUUUGGUUACUGUUUGCUCACAGAACUUGUGCAUGCUCUGCCUUUUCUGCAACAUUAACUGUGAUCACUGUCCAUAUCGAUGAUGAUAAAGCAACAGAUCACCAUGAAGUGACAACAACUCAUUUAAAUUCAUAUUUAGACAUAUUGUUACAUGUAAAUUGAUUGUAACUGGUAGAGCACAGACUUUGUUGAGUGGUAAACUUGCUG
Messenger RNA from Cuculus canorus (common cuckoo), 2494 nucleotides. It is a transcript of the gene AUH, whose product is annotated as AU RNA binding methylglutaconyl-CoA hydratase. Gene Ontology annotation, biological process: fatty acid beta-oxidation. Gene Ontology annotation, cellular component: mitochondrion. The record is from RefSeq and is a predicted model, not a curated record. Bases 181 to 1131 code for a protein of 316 amino acids. Gene Ontology annotation, molecular function: enoyl-CoA hydratase activity. NCBI's taxonomy places the organism in Eukaryota, Metazoa, Chordata, Aves, Cuculiformes, Cuculidae. The transcript has 10 exons.